Molecule: messenger RNA, 1270 nt
Organism: Ectocarpus siliculosus
Lineage: Eukaryota; Phaeophyceae; Ectocarpales; Ectocarpaceae
Source: the annotation of a GenBank genome assembly
CCUCCCAGUGUUUGUGUCUCAGCUGCUGCCACAUCCCCGGUACGAUGGUGCUGCGCAGCCUGUUCCUGGUUGCUUUGCCAAUAUCAUUGAACCUCGGGAGUGCGUUCCUCCUUCCUUCCGUGCAGCAAGUAGUGCUGCCUGACACUUCAACUGCGAUCAUACGGCAUCAACAUGACACAGGCAGCAGAUCCAUGCUGUCGGCGGCAGCGCCCACGGCUGCUGGGGGAAGCAGCAGUACAGCAACGGCCAAGAAAAGUUUCCUCCGAAAUCUGGAGCGCAAGCGAGCGGGGGAGGAAGUGGCCUCCUCGGCAUUGAAUGCUGAUCUCCACGUGCUUGGGUCAACACCGACUCAGUCAUCAACCACCACCGUGGACAACACAAGGAGUUGGAAGGGAACGUGGGAAAUCUGCUACGCUCCUCACAUUCAGACCCUCGCGAAGGUGAUUUUGACCGAGUUUCCGAGCGUCUUGUACAACUUCGUGUCCGACGACGGUAGGAUGGUGUCGCACUCCCGGUACGAGAGCAAGGUGUUUGGGUCGGGUUGGUUCAACGCCGAUGGCAGGGUCGUUGUGCUGCCGGCGUCGGAGGGGGGUACCAAUGAAGCUCCGCGACAGACCGUACAGGUUAUUUUCGAGCGUUUUUGGUGGGACAGAAGCGGCGAAGACCGACCGACGGGAGAACCGCCCGGAUCCUCGGCGACACCGGUGGAUGGGUUUGUGCAGGCGGCUGGCAAAGCCAUGUUCUUCGACGGCCUCUCGGUGUUUCCCGUGCAUUAUCUCGAUGAUGACUUCUGUGUGUUUGAGUUCAAAGCUGCCGGUACCGUCGUGGCCUCCCAGCGAAUUGCGUAGAUGUUGGGUGGAGUGAAGAAGUGGUCGCACCGCCGAUUUACUUACGGGACGUGCUGUGUGUGUGUUUUUUGUUUUUUUCCAUUCUGCGGUUGACGCGGUAACCUCGAGCUGCUCUGAAGACUGGGUGGCAUACGGCUUUGUACAAAUGCAUGCAUAUCAGGUACAUAAAUGCAGAACUGGGCAGCAAAUACAUGAUGACCGUUGUUGCUGUCUUGACAGCCAAACGCAAGACACUGUUCGAGUGAAACGGUCGCUCGCUGUGGCGUCGUGAACAGCUAGUCAUGUAGCUGUGCCGAAAUGCAGAUAGGCCAGAUGUUAGGGCUUGAAGUGCAGUGUUGAGAGGGUGCCAUUGUAGUGAUGGUGCGCACGCGAUCCUUGCAGGGUUGGUGUGUUUCGUUCCAUCAUCAAACGGCGUUGCUCAC